This is a messenger RNA of Uloborus diversus, 2499 nucleotides long. Its product is annotated as AT-rich interactive domain-containing protein 1B-like. The transcript is spliced from 8 exons. The record is from RefSeq and is a predicted model, not a curated record. Bases 28 to 2400 code for a protein of 790 amino acids. NCBI's taxonomy places the organism in Eukaryota, Metazoa, Arthropoda, Arachnida, Araneae, Uloboridae.
GAGAUUUUGCACUUGUAAAAGCACAAUAUGAAGCUGGGGCUGAGUUGUCACCUUUUAUUUGCUAUUUUAUUGCUAUUUAGUACUUUCCUGCAUAUAUACGGAAAAGGUGGAAGAGGUGGUGGCGGAAGAAGUGGUGGAGGUAGCAGAUCCAGUGGGGGUUACUCUUCUUCUAGUAGCAGAUAUUCUUCAUCCAGUAGCAGGUAUUCAUCAUCAAGCGGCGGAUAUCCGUCUUCAUCAAACUCCAGAUAUUCUCCAUCAUCCAGCGGCGGAUAUCCGUCAUCAAGUAGCAGAUAUUCUCCAUCAUCAAGUGGUGGAUAUCCGUCUUCAUCAAGCUCCAGAUAUUCUCCAUCAUCAAGCGGCAGAUAUCCGUCUUCAUCAAGCUCCAGAUAUUCUCCAUCAUCAAGCGGCGGAUAUCCAUCGUCAGUUAGCAAAUAUUCUCCAUCAUCAAGCGGUGGAUAUCCGUCUUCAUCAAGCUUCAGAUAUUCGCCAUCGUCAAGCGAUGGGUAUCCCUCGGCAUCUAGCUCCAGAUAUUCUCCAUCAUCAAGCGGCGGGUAUCCAUCGUCAAUUAGCAAAUAUUCUCCAUCAUCAAGCGGUAGAUAUCCGUCUUCAUCAAGCUUCAGAUAUUCGCCAUCGUCAAGCGAUGGAUAUCCCUCUGCAUCUAGCUUCAGAUUUUCUCCAUCGUCAAGCGGCGGAUCUUCAUCUGGAUCAAGCUUCAGAUAUUCUUCAUCACCAAUAUGGCCAUCAACAGAUAUUAGAUAUUUUCCAUCAUCAAUUACUAGAAAUUCUCCGUCACCAAACACCGGAAAAUCACCUUCUUCCAGCGUCAGUGAUAGAAAAUGGGACACUCUACUAUCCAACAUUGAGAAGCAGAGUAAAUUGGAUGCCGAAAGAGUCUUCGCCCGCACUAGGUCCAAACCAUCUUCAAGACCGUCUUUUUAUAAUCCCGGUUCAAAACUGACACCACCUCCGUAUAGUCCUGCCAAUAAACAACCAGCAUUCAACCCCAACUUCAAAGAACCGAACCUAGGACCUGCACCACCUUCAUAUCCAGGACUACAGCAUGCUUCCCAACCUGCAUACAACCCCAACUUCAAACAACCCAAUCGAGGACUUGCACCUCCUGCUUAUUCUGGGAUACAGCAUGGUUCCCAACCAGCGUACAAUCCCAACUUCAAACAACCCAAUCAAGGAAUUGCCCCACCUUCAUAUUCAGCACAAAGCUAUCAAACAGGUCAACAUAACAGUUUGAAGCCUGGUGUUUCCUCUUUCCCAAAUCCUGGCGGCCAUCUUCAACAGCCAUAUCCUGUCCAAUCAGGAAUGCCAAAGCCCUAUCCAGUGCAGCCGGGAUUACCUUUGGGAGCUAACGUUUGGCGCGGACAACCAGGCAUUCCUGCUCCUGCUUAUAUGAAUUAUGGAGGUCUGCCAACCGGUACCAACAUGCAUGUCAAGCCUCACAAGAAGAAAGGGUUCUUAGGCUCUUUAAUGUCUGUAGGAAAGCCUUCUUAUGGGAAACCUAAACACUACAGCUCGUUCCCCAGUCCUUACGGAAUCGGUGGCUUCGGAAGUACAGGAUACGGAGGUGGUUUAAAUACUUUCUUAGGAAAGCAUAGCAAUAAAGGCACUAUGUAUACUAUACUGCCGUACAUGGCUGAUAAAAAGAUGAGAAAGAUAUUCAAACCCAAAAUAGGGUACCAUCCCGUAUUUUUUCAUCGAUAUCCUCACCAUCAUCAUCAUCACCAUCAUGGUUCUUAUGCGCAUGAUCAUGCAGAUGAGAUUGAGCACUAUAAGAAUGUAGAAAGCGUGAGAUAUGCUGGUCAGUGCAAGAGUCCUAUACGUCCCAAAAGCAGUGUUAUGGCUUGCAAUUCAACAGUUAAUGAAAUAAACUGCCAAGUGAACUGCUCGCACGGAUAUGCGUUUCCUGACAAAAGUACAAGUAAAACCAACAAAUGCUGGCACAUGACUGGAGUGUGGAGACCAAUGAAGAAUUUUCCCGCAUGUGAACCUGUAUGCAACCAGAGCUGUUUGAACGGCGGCAAGUGCAUCGGCCCAGAUCUGUGCGGAUGCCAGCCCGACUACAGGGGUCCUCGCUGCGAAUUUCAUUACUUGAAAUGCGAUAUUCACAAGUGGGCAGGCAGUUCAAAUAUCAGCUGGGUCUGUACCCAUAGGAGGAAUGAGACUACAUGCCGGGUCAAGUGCAAGCCUCCUGGAAAAUUUGCAAACGUAACUAAUACAGUUCAAAACUAUCACUGCAAUAUUAUUGGAACAUGGACGCCAAGCUCCUUACCUGAUUGUGUAAUAAAAGAAAUUACAACAGAAAGUGUGACGACAACAGAGAAGGAGGUAACACAAUCAACCACAUUGCAAGUGGAUGAACUCAGUAUCAUACAAGAAAUUUUAUGACAAAAAAAAGAACUUCCCCUCAAAAGAAAUAGAAAUCAGUGCUUCAUUUCUCUUUCGACUGCUGUACAAAACUGAAAUGCUAAAUAAAAUACAUUUUGA